Molecule: messenger RNA, 939 nt
Organism: Apiotrichum porosum
Lineage: Eukaryota; Fungi; Basidiomycota; Tremellomycetes; Trichosporonales; Trichosporonaceae
Exons: 3
Coding region: 1-939 (312 amino acids)
Molecular function (GO): NADP binding; oxidoreductase activity, acting on the CH-OH group of donors, NAD or NADP as acceptor
Source: RefSeq, a predicted model, not a curated record
AUGGCUGGUCUCAAGAUUGCGUACGCCGGCCUCGGCAACAUGGGCGAGAACCUUUCGGUCCACCUGGCCAACUAUGCCCGUGCCAACGGCGGCUCCUUGACGGUCUGGAACCGCUCCAAGGGCAAGUACGACAGCGUAAAGGCCGAGCUUGGCGAGGGUGUCACAUACGCCGCUGGCGACGUCGACGAGCUCGCGGGCGCCGACGUCAUCUUCGUCAGCGUGCUCAACGACGCCGCGUCCACGGACGUGGUCACCAGGCUCACGGCCAAGGCCAAGGGCGCCGUCAUUGUCGACCAGAGCUCGCUCAACCCCAAGACCUCCAUUGCCCUCGAGCAGCUCGCUGCCAAGUCGGGUAACGCAUACCUCGCCGCCCCCGUCUUUGGUCGCCCCGACGCUGCCAAGGCUGGCAAGCUUAUCCAGGUCGUUGCGGGCAACAAGGACGCCAAGGCCAAGGUCCGCCCCCUCUUUAACAUCUUUGCCCGUGCGGUUCUCGACCUCGGCGAGGAGGUGCAAAAGGGCAACACCCUCAAGCUCAUGGGCAACGCCCUCAUCCUCGGCGUGAUUGAGCUUCUGGCCGAGACCUACGCCCUUGGUGACGCGCUCGACAUUGACCCCAGCGUGUUCCAGCAGUUCAUCGACCUCUUCUUCCCCACUCCCUCGUACGGCGCCUACGGCAACAAGAUUGGCAAGGGCACCUUUGGCUCGGCUGGCGGCUUCCGCCUCGAAGGCGGUCUCAAGGACGCCAACAACAUCCUCAACGUCGGCGCCGACCUCGGCCACCCCGUCAACCUCCCCACCAUCGCGCUGGCCAAGGAGCACAUGGAGCGCGCGGUCGAGCUCGGCGGAAUCGACAUGGACUGGUCGUCGCUCUCGGCCGUCCUCCGCGAGAGGGCGGGCCUGGAACCCUUCAAGGUCAAGCAGGAUGAGCCCAAGCAGUGA